Molecule: messenger RNA, 3083 nt
Organism: Salmo salar (Atlantic salmon)
Lineage: Eukaryota; Metazoa; Chordata; Actinopteri; Salmoniformes; Salmonidae
Source: RefSeq, a predicted model, not a curated record
CAAAAUAUAAAUCCCGUUUUUAUUUUUAAAACUUUACCAUGGAGUCAACAUCUAACAACUACGAGAGGAACUGUGUUCUGUGUUGUCAGGAGCUGGAUAUUUUUGCUCUGGGAAAAUGCGAUCACCCGGUGUGUUACCGCUGUUCCACCAAAAUGAGGGUGUUGUGCGACCAGAAGUACUGCGCCGUCUGCCGGGAGGAGCUCGACAAGGUGCUGUUUGUGCAGAAGUUGGUGCCCUUCUCCUCUCUGCCCCUCCAGACGCUGCAGGUGGAAAGGAAACAUGACAUCUACUUUACUGACUCCAAGAUAUACGCUCAGUUCAGGACGCUGCUGCUGUCUGAGUGUCCUGUCUGUCCAGAGUCUAAAGUCUUCUCAACGUUUGAGGAGUUGGAGCAGCACAUGAGGAAACAACAUGAACUCUUCUGUUGUAAACUCUGUAGAAAACACCUGCAGAUCUUCUCCCACGAGAGGAAGUGGUAUUGCAGGAAGGACCUGGCGCGUCACCGUUCCCACGGCGACCCGGAGGACACGUCUCACCGCGGACACCCGCUCUGCAAGUUCUGCGACGACCGUUACCUCGACAACGACGAGCUGCUGAAACACCUCCGCAGGGACCAUUACUUCUGUCACUUCUGCGACGCGGACGGAGCCCAGGAAUAUUACAGUGACUACCAGUACCUGAGCGAGCACUUCCGGGAGGCCCACUACCUGUGCGAGGAAGGCCGCUGUGCUACGGAGCAAUUCACCCACGCUUUCAGGAGCCAGAUCGACUACAAGGCCCACAAGGCCUCGACGCACAGCAAGAACCGGGCCGAAGCGCGACAGAACCGACACAUAGACCUGCAGUUCAGCUACGCCCCGCGGCAGACCCGACGCAACGACGGAGGUGCGGUGUCUGGAGAGGACUAUGAGGAAGUGAGGUCGGGUCGAGGAGGAAGAGGAAGGAACCAACAGAACACCAGAGGUAGCUGGCGGUACAACCGUGAGGAGGAGGACAGGGACUUGGCAGUAGCGGUCAGAGCCUCCAUGAUGCAACAGAGACGACAGGAGGACAGAGGACGAGACACCCAGGACAGGAGUGGAGCGCCCAAACACCGCAAAGAGGAGAGGACGGAGAGGACGGAGAGGACGGAGCGGCCGGAGAGGACGGAGCGGCCGGAGAGGACGGAGCGGCCGGAGAGGAUGGAGCGGCCGGAGAGGAUGGAGCGGCCGGAGAGGAUGGAGCGGAUGGAGAGGACGGAGAGGAUGGAGAGGCCGGAGAGGAUGGAGAGGCCGGAGAGGAUGGAGAGGCCGGAGAGGAUGGAGAGGCCGGAGAGGACGGAGCGGCCUGAGAGGACGGAGCGGCCUGAGAGGACGGAGCGGCCUGAGAGGACGGAGCGGCCGGAGAGGACGGAGCGGCCGGAGAGGACGGAGACUGAGGAGAGACCCAGGAGUUUUCCUAUCAAACCUCCGGCAGAAACUCCCCCAGUGAGGACCAUGAAGAGCAACCCUCUGACAGGAGAAGACUUCCCAGCUCUCCUGGGGGCUGCAGCGCCCACACUGAGUGUUAAGGCCCCCCAGGUCCCUCUGAAGGAGGACGACUUCCCCAGUCUAUCUGCUGCCGCGGUUACGACCCCCGUGACCCCCGCCUACUCCGCCCAACCCAGGAAGCACUCCUCCUUCCAAGAGGAAGAUUUCCCCGUCCUGGUCUCUAAGAUCCGCCCUCCCAGACCAGCGGGGGGCGGAGCGACCUCAGCCUGGAGCCAAUCCAGCAGCAGCAGCACCUCCAAGCCGGUCAUCCUUCCCUCCUCUUCCUCUAGACCUUCCUCUAACAACCCUCCUCUUCCUCUCCCCGCCGGCCCCCGGCUCCUCUCCUCCUCUUCCUCUCGGAGGAAAAAGCUCUCCGCCCGCCGCCCGUCCCCGCCCUCUGAUGAUGACGAUUGCGUUGCCAAGACGACGAAGGAGCGCCGAGCAAUUCCGACCAUGUUGGAUAUCUCCUCUCUUCUCAUCGUCAAAGGACCCUCUAAGCCCCUCCCACCUACCUCUAAGCCCCUCCCACCGACCUCUAAGCCCCUCCCACUGACAUCUAACCCCGCCCCGAGCCCCACGUCCAAGUCGGCCAAGAAGAAGAAACGGACCACGCCCCUUCCGCCAUUUGGGAACCAAGUUCCUGUCCCCACGGAAACGGUCUCCAGGGUACAGAAGGAGAACGUUCCGGAGAGCCGCGCUUCCAAACCGCUGGUUGCUGUGACGACGACGGCGGCGGUUAAAACGAGCGGAUUGGCUAACGGCCACCUGGAUAAACCAAUCACGGCGGCCCCCCCUCCCCGAGAGGAGGAGUUCCCUGCCCUCGUCUCCAAGAAACCCCCCCCAGGAUUUAAAAGUUCCUUCGUCCUGAAGAGUUCUGCCCCCCCCAACGUCCUGUCCCCGUCUCCCCCCGGCCAGGGCGGCGCCCCCCCGCCCAGUAAGCCCCCCCCGGGGUUCACCGGCAUCCCCCUCAACAGCAACGUGGUGGAGCCCCCUGCAUCCAGCCCCCGCUCUCCCCAGUCCCCGGGGGUGUUCAGCUCUCCCCAGUCCCCGGGGGUGUUCAGCUCUCCCCAGUCCCCGGGGGUGUACCUGGCUCCAGAGAACUUCCAGCGACGGAACAUGGAACUGAUCCAGUCCAUUAAGAACCUCCUGCAGAACGACCAGUCACGAUUCAACCAGUUCAAGGACUACUCUGGCCAGUUCAGACAGGGUCUGAUGUCUGCCGUUUUGUACCACCGCAGCUGUAAGACUCUGUUAGGGGACAAUUUUGUUGGCGUCUUCAACGAGCUGCUGGUUUUACUUCCUGACACGGUUAAACAGCAGGAGCUUCUGUCGGCCCACGUAGACGACCAGGCCACGGAGAGACCGAGAGGCGGCGGGGCCAGGAAGGACAAGAAGAAGAGUGCCUCCCAGUCCAGCGCUGUCUCUAAUGCAGCCGCGCUGGACUGCCAGGUAUGCCCCACCUGCUGCCAAGUGUUGGACCCUAAAGACUUCAACUCCCAUAAGACCUUGCACUUGGGGGACAACGAGGACUUCCCCUCCCUGCAGACCAUCAGCCGUAUCAUCAGUUAGCCCCGC